AUGCUUGUGGUGUAUGGGUAUCCAGGAAGCAAGAUUUGUAGCUGGCUGUCCUCCAUCACCAAUUUAACUCGACUUAUUUUAGAGGAUUGUGUUGAAUGCAAGCAUCUGCCACCACUGCAUCAGCUCGCUUCCCUGAAAUUUCUUAGGCUUUCAGGAUUAAAAGUUUUGGAGAAUGUGUCUGAGAUUGAAAUGCAAAAGGAGUUGUCUUCUUCAAAAUCAACAAAAUUUUUUCCAUCCUUAGAGGAACUCAACCUCAUGAAUUGCCCAAAUCUUAAGGGAUGGUGGAGCGGUGAUGUUGAUGAAGCUUCAAACGCACAGCUGCCUUACUUCCCUUGCCUUUCAGAUUUGACAAUACGAUGGUGCCCUAAUCUAACCUCUAUGCCGCUGUUUCCUUCUGUUCGGGAGCUGCAUUUGAAUGAAACCAGCUGGAAGCAACUUCAAGAGACAAUGAAAUUGAAGAUGACAACAUCAGAAGAACCAUCAUCUUCUUCACUUUUCCCUCCUUUCUCCAAAUUGACAAAAAUGUGGUUUGUAGAUAUCGAAGAACUAGAUUCUCUGCCAGAGGAGUUUCUACAAAACCUAACUUCUCUUUGGUCUCUGUACAUUGCAAGUUGCAGUAACUUGACAUCAAUGCCAAAGGGGAUGCACUUUCUCACCUCUUUACAAGAAUUGAGUAUUUGGGGAUGUCCCCAGCUAUCGGAAAGAUGCCAAAGGGAUAUUGGUGUGGACUGGCCAAAUAUUGCUCACAUUGAAAAUAUUUGUAUUGAUGGACGUGUGAUUUGAUCAAAUCGGGUUCACGCAUUUAGGAACCUUCCAUCGCUUACACAGUGUAUCAAUUUGGGACAGAUUAUGUCAAGGCUUAGAACAGAGUGAAACUUGAUGCUUCAGCUGCACUUGAAUUCAAGAAAUACUAUCAUCCAAUUCUGAUGCCGUAAGUGCCGCCAAAUGAGGAUUUAAUCCAACUUAUUAUUAGUUUUGUUUGAUUAAUUUGUUUGUUUGGUGUGCUUAUUGGU
This is a messenger RNA of Durio zibethinus, 1013 nucleotides long. Lineage: Eukaryota; Viridiplantae; Streptophyta; Magnoliopsida; Malvales; Malvaceae. The record is from RefSeq and is a predicted model, not a curated record.